AUGGAUUAUGAAGAAACUUUUGCUCUUGUUGCUAAGAUGACUACUAUUCGCACUCUUAUUGCAGUUGCAUCAGUUCGUCAGUGGAAUAUUUCUCAAAUGGAUGUUAAAAAUGCAUUUCUAAAUGGUGAACUUCAAGAGGAAGUGUAUAUGGUACCCCCACAAGGUGUUUCUCAUAAUCAAGGGGAAGUGUGUAAGUUGAAGAAGGCACUAUAUGGUCUGAAACAAGCUCCAAGAGCUUGGUUUGGGAAGUUUACCACUGUCAUUACAUCUAUUAGAUUUCGCUCUAGUGAUCAUGAUUCUGCUUUGUUUGUCAAGACCACUCAUCAUGGUCUUAUUUUACUCUUAUUAUAUAUUGAUGAUAUGAUUAUUACAGGUGAUGAUACAGAUGGAAUUAAUGAUUUGAAAUUACAGUUAUCCAAACAAUUUGAGAUGAAGGACUUAGGAACUCUUCGCUACUUCUUGGGCAUUGAAGUUGCCUACUCUCCUAGAGGCUAUCUUCUAUCUCAAUCCAAAUAUAUUUCCAACAUUCUUGAACAAGCCCGUCUUUCUGAUACUAGAGUAGCAGAUAGUCCUCUUGAGUUGAAUGUGAAAUAUGCUCCAUCUGAUGGUGUUCCUCUGCCAGAUCCCACAUUAUAUCGUACUUUGGUUGGAAGUUUGGUGUACCUAACGAUUACCAGACCAGAUAUUGCUUAUGUUGUUCAUGUUGUUAGUCAGUUUGUUGUCUCUCCUACUACAGUGCAUUGGGCAGCUGUUCUUCGCAUAUGUCGUUAUCUUCGGGGAACCCAGUUUCAAAGUUUUCUCUUUCCCUCAACGUCCUCAUUGAAACUAAGUGCUUAUUCUGACGUUGGAGACCCCACAGAUCGUAAGUCUACCACUGGGUAUUGCAUAUUUCUUGGAGACUCUCUUAUUUCUUGGAAGAGUAAGAAACAAGAUAUUGUCUCUCGUUCAUCUACAAAAUCUGAGUAUCGUGCUAUGGCAUCCACUACUACUGAAAUAGUUUGGUUGCGUUGGUUACUUUCUGAUAUGAGUGUCAUUCUUUCUGAACCAACUCCCAUGUAUUGUGAUAAUAAGAGUGCCACUCAAAUUGCCCACAACUCAGUCUUCCAUGAACGUACCAAACACAUUGAAAUUGAUUGUCACUUCACUCGUCAUCAUCUUAAGCAUGGGACAAUUACUUUACCGUUUGUCUCCUCCGCUUUACAGAUUGCUGAUUUGUUUACAAAAACGCAUUCCGUUAAACGAUUUCGUUUUUUGAUUGACAAACUCUCGAUGCUUUCUGCUAAUGCAUCUUGA
Messenger RNA from Vicia villosa (hairy vetch), 1293 nucleotides. RefSeq lists its product as uncharacterized. The transcript has a single exon. Lineage: Eukaryota; Viridiplantae; Streptophyta; Magnoliopsida; Fabales; Fabaceae. The record is from RefSeq and is a predicted model, not a curated record. The coding region runs from base 1 to 1293 and encodes 430 amino acids.